Molecule: messenger RNA, 774 nt
Organism: Acaulospora colombiana
Lineage: Eukaryota; Fungi; Glomeromycota; Glomeromycetes; Diversisporales; Acaulosporaceae
Source: the annotation of a GenBank genome assembly
CACCCCGGCAACUCUACUUCGGAAGGACCUUCGAAAGAUUCGAUAGAAUCUUCCCUGAAGCUCUUUCAAGAAAACCGGUAUCCGGCUAUUCAGACCUUGACAUGGAAUGGUUCCGUCUCUUACGAGACCCUUCGCCACUGCUCCGUUAUCACCACCAGCAUUACCUCCCUGCGCAAGGUCGUGUUCUCAGAGGCUUAUGCGAGAAAAGAUGCCAAUGACUUCUGUGAAGUCCUCUUACGCAUGCCAACUGCCUGUCCAAAUCUCGAGACGAUAGCGUUCCAUUGCUAUCCCUCUUGGGAUCUAUUGUUCCAUAUGCUUUUACGCCGAAACUUUAUGCCAGGUUCUAUCGUGACACCACUACGGUUCAUCCAUCUUCCCGGAUAUCCAUCAAAGACGUUCCUAACGCCAUUGAUCGAUUUACUAUCCCAACGUGUCCCUCUCUUGCCAGCUCUGUCACAAAUAGCGCUCUCUUUCCGAAACGGAGUUUUUGACCCCACACUCGCAGAAAUCCAGGUGAUUGAUGCGCACAGAGAACUACCAGAGCAACCAAAAGCAAAACUAGAGCAGGCUCAAAAUAACCGUGCGCCAAGCUCUGGUUCGAUUCCUGGCCGCAACGAAGGCAGAUCUGGAACCGCUAUAGUGAAGAAUGGGGAAGGAAGUACCGGAGGAUUUUCGCUUGUGGCAAACACGACUUUGCAGAUCUCAUUUGCGUCUCUGGUACACAGAUGCCGAUUAGGUCGCCUCCGACUUCACGUUCAUAAGGAGCCAAUAUGA